This is a messenger RNA of Apiotrichum porosum, 1209 nucleotides long. RefSeq lists its product as uncharacterized. Lineage: Eukaryota; Fungi; Basidiomycota; Tremellomycetes; Trichosporonales; Trichosporonaceae. The record is from RefSeq and is a predicted model, not a curated record. Gene Ontology annotation, molecular function: pyridoxal phosphate binding; carbon-sulfur lyase activity. Bases 1 to 1209 code for a protein of 402 amino acids. The transcript has a single exon. Gene Ontology annotation, biological process: transsulfuration. Gene Ontology annotation, cellular component: cytoplasm.
AUGGCCCAACCCGACUGGCACCCCGACACCAAGGCCGUGCAUGGCCAUACCGCGGUCUCCCUCGCCGGCAUAGACCCCGUAAACCCUCCCAUCUACUACUCGUCCACGUUCCGGGCCAACUCGGCGGCCCAGUUCGCCGAAAUGGCAUCGGAAGAGCGACACCCCGGCUUCUACACCCGCUAUGGCAACCCGACACACGAGCAGGUCGCUUCGGUUCUGGCUAGCCUGGAGGGAACGGAGACUGCCAUGGUGACUGCCAGUGGCAUGGGCGCUAUCAGCACAGCAGUGUUGAGCCUCGUCAAGGCGGGCGACCAUGUCAUUGCGCAGACUCGGCAUUACAUGGCAACAGCCAAGCUCUUUGACGAGAUGCUUCCUCGCUUCGGUGUUGAGACCAGCAUUGUCGAGCAGGCCGACCUCGACGCUAUUGAAGCUGCGAUCAAGCCCAAUACUCGCCUCAUCUUCGUGGAAACGCCUGCGAACCCGACCUUGGUCCUCACCGAUCUCGCUGCAGUGGUGGAGAUCGCCAGGAAGCACAGCAAGAGUGAAGGCGACGACAAGAUCCUCACUCUCGCCGACAACACCUUUGCCGGUCCCUUCAACUGUCGCCCUGCUGACCUGGGUAUCGACGUCGUCCUCCACUCGGCGACCAAGAGCAUGGGUGGUCACUCGGACAUCACCGCCGGUGCCAUCUGCACCAGCAGGAGUCUUGCUUCGGUCAUGUGGGAGACGUCGCUCACCCUAGGCUCCGUCCUGUCACCCAUGGAUGCCUGGUUGCUGCUUCGUGGCCUCCGCACCCUGCCUCUGCGCAUGGAGAGGAUCAACUCGAACGCUCUGGAGCUUGCCUCCUGGCUCGAGCAACAGCCCGAAGUCACCAAGGUCCACUACCCCAUGCUCCAAAGCCACGCCCAGCACGACAUUGCCCGCAAGCAGAUGAAGGGUGGUGGUCCCGUCGUCGCCGUCGAGGUCAAGGGCGGCUACGAGCAAACUAGCAGGUUUGUGGCUGCCCUGCGCCUCGACUCGCAGGCUGUUUCCCUCGGCGGCGUGGAGACGCUGGCCGUCCACACGGCUGCCAUGUGGACUGGCAGCAUGAACGAGGAACAGAUGGCUGCCGCUGGCAUCUCCCCCAACUUUGUGCGGCUGUCGGUCGGUCUCGAGAACAUUGAUGACCUGAAGCGCGACUUUGCCCAGGCUCUGGCGGUGACUGUCUGA